ACUGAGCCAAUGACAUGUCUUCCGUACUAUGGGAACUGGUCCUCUUCAUCGGCAUCCUGGCAGCGGGCUCUCUGGGAACUUCACCGCAGUCACGCGCACAGCGGUGGCAGGGCCUCUCGGCUGGUCCCCUCACAUCACGGAUAUCCCCGCGGGUCCUUCCUCAGGUCUACGACCCCUCCGACGACAUUGGAUCUAUUGAGCAGACUUCUUUAGAAGUGCAAAGUACGGAGGUCCUGCAGGAUGAUUACAGCUUAGAGCUGCAGCGGGGCGCGAGAGCGGGCGCCGACCUGACGCACGCGGGAAGGAGACGUGAGAGUGAAGGCGAUGGCGCUGACUCCAAGUUUCUUCGCUACCAGCCAUCUCAUCGCCAUGCGCCACAGAGAAGCCCGCAACUCUCACAGCAAGAAGCUCCUCCAUCUGGGUUCUGGCAGCCUGCUCGAACCUCCAGUGGUUCCCCUGCGUCCAUCAGAACCAGCGCAGUACAAACAACAACAGAAAAGCAUCAUUUGCUUUUCUACACAGCUACAAGAUCCAACUGCAGAAACCGACCAAUAGACCUGGUCUUCAUCAUAGACAGCUCCCGCAGCGUGCGCCCUGCUGAGUUCGAAAAGGCCAAAGAGUUCCUGCAGGACAUGGUGGACAGCUUGGCCAUCGCCUCUGAUUCUACUCGUGUUGGCCUUGUUAAUUAUGCCAGCACAGUUCAGAUUGAGUUUCUGCUCAACACCUAUUCUGACAAGUCCUCCCUGAAACAGGCGCUGGCCCGUGUCGAGCCCUUGGCUUCAGGUACCAUGACAGGCAUGGCCAUCAGGACGGCCAUGGAGAAAGCUUUUACCAAGGAGGCCGGGGCCCGAACCGGGUCCAUGAACAUCGCUAAGGUGGCCAUUAUCGUGACGGAUGGGAGGCCUCAGGACAAGGUGGAAGAAGUGUCAGCAGCUGCACGAGCAUCUGGGAUCGAGAUCUACGCAGUGGGAGUAGACAGAGCUGAUAUGGCGUCCCUACGACUCAUGGCCAGCCACCCACAUGAUGACCAUGUCUUCUAUGUGGAGACCUAUGGUGUCAUAGAGAAGCUCACGUCCAAAUUUAGGGAAACCUUGUGUGGUAAGGAUGAUGAUAAUGGGAGUGGAGAUAUUCCAGUAGAUACCAAAAUUGAUGAUAACGGACUAGACCUAAAUGACAGGAAAGACGAUAAUGGGAUAAAUAUUGAUCGUGACGAUAAAGGAAACAACGGUCUGGAUGCAUGUGCUCAGGGACACAAUUGCCAGCACAUUUGUGUCAAUAGCGACAACUCAUACAACUGCAAGUGUCGGCCGGGCUACCUCUUGAACCUGGACAAGAAAACAUGCUCACGUUCAGAUGCUUGUGCCCAGGGGCACGACUGUCAGCACAUUUGUAUUAACAGUGGUGACUCGUACAUCUGCAAAUGUCGAAAGGGAUACGUGUUGAAUGCAGAUCAGAAAACAUGUUCACGUUCUGAUCCGUGUGCUCAGGGACAUGACUGCCAACAAAUUUGUGUAAACAAUGGUGAUUCAUAUAUCUGCAAGUGCCAAGCGGGAUAUAUGUUAAAUGCAGACCAGAAAACAUGCUCAAGUUCUGAACCAUGUGGUUAUGGACAUAAUUGCCAACAAAUUUGUGUAAAGAGUGAUGACUCAUACACCUGCAAAUGUCAAGAGGGAUAUGUGUUGAAUCCAGACAAGAAAACAUGCUCACGUUCAGAUACUUGUGCACAAGGACAUGACUGCCAACAUAUUUGUGUCAGCACUGAUGAUUCGUACAUAUGCAAAUGUCAAACAGGAUAUGUGUUGAAUGCAGACCAGAAAACGUGCUCACGAUUGGAUAUAUGUGCCCAGGGGCAUGACUGUCAGCACAUUUGUUUCAAAAGUAAUGACUCGUAUGUCUGCAAGUGUCGAGUGGGAUAUGUGUUGAAUGCAGACAAGAAAACAUGCUCACGCUCAGAUCCAUGUGUUCAGGGACAUGACUGCCAGCACAUAUGUGUCAACAACGGUGCCUCAUACAUCUGCAAGUGCCAAGUGGGAUAUGUGCUGAACGUGGACAAGAAAACAUGCUCACAGGAAUUAAGGAGUGAAAUAACUCAAGAUCCCUGCAUGUGUGAAGCUCAGAUUGUAUUCCAGAAAAAAGUCCAGUCAGCCAUCCAAGGGCUGAGCAGGAAACUUGAUGAAAUUUCAGACAGAGUGAAGAUGAUUGAAGAUGAAUUCCAACAUUAAGAACAAUGAUGCCAUCAGGACACAGAUUUCAGGACUUUUAGUACAUCUCGUGUUCUCAACCAGAGAAAGCCACAGUCUGUAAUUCUCAAACCCUCUUAAUGUUUAAAAGAAAAUGUACAUGGUGAUAAUAUUGUAUGCAACAUGUUGGUGGUAGCUGUGUUGUUUUUAGAAUAAAGCCGCAUUCAGAAUAUAGUCCAUUGUCACUUCUCUGCAAAUAAAUUAUAACAAGUGUAAAUAUUUACAUCUGCCUUUAUAAUUAAAGAAAACUAUCAAAACUAUUUCCUUAAAGUAUUAGUAAAAGUAAAUGAUAGCAAAAUUAAGCAGCAAAUAUAUUAAAAUUGUUUAUUUUAAUUUAAUGAUGAAUGUUAUGAUAAAUGUUCUUCUUUCUUUUGUGGGUGAUUCACUGAUUUUGGUGCAUUUCUUGAACUUGAACUAUGCAGAUUCAACAGAAAAUCUCCAUCCAAAGCAGGAACACAGCAGCUACAGUAAGCUCUUAUGCAACAGGAGUUGUUUUUGUAAGAUUACAAAAUCAUAGAAAAGAACAAACUAAACCCUAAUGCAACAGUCUUCUUACAUCAUGCCAAAUUACUCUAAUCUUUGUCUUUGAUACUUAAAAUAAAUUAAAAAAAAAUCAGUACACAACCCUGAUAGGUACUUACUGAUUUGUUUGCCACAAACAGGUACAGAUUUUUAGCAGGGAGGGAAAAGAGUUCAGGGAGUUCAGGUGUGACUGAAAUACACCACUGUGCAGUUUUUCCAGCAGCAGUCCUGACCAUUAUUUACUGUUUUUACUACAAUGUAUUGGGACCUCAGUUUAAUUAUUCACACAACCGGUCUACACACAUGUACUGUAUCUUGUUCUCUGUUGUAUAUGCAUGACAUAUUUAGGUGCUUUGAUAUUAGUUUCUGAAUGGACUAUAUCUGCACACUGAAAAUAAAUAUAUUAAACCAUGGGUUA
Melanotaenia boesemani (Boeseman's rainbowfish) is the source of this 3180-nucleotide messenger RNA. Its product is annotated as matrilin-3-like. The transcript has 12 exons. NCBI's taxonomy places the organism in Eukaryota, Metazoa, Chordata, Actinopteri, Atheriniformes, Melanotaeniidae. The record is from RefSeq and is a predicted model, not a curated record. Bases 15 to 2222 code for a protein of 735 amino acids. Gene Ontology annotation, molecular function: calcium ion binding.